CUGCGCCCGCGCGUCCCUAUAAAACCUCCCUGCUCCAUCCACCUCGCCGGCGAGGCGAGGCAAAUUCACCGGCGAAACACCAACACGCCACCUCCAUUGAUCAGUAGACGUCCUACGGAAACACGCUGCGUCCCCCGCCGCUCAGACAGAGGGAGAGAUCGAUCAUGGUCAUGGAGACAAGAUCUCCUCCCCCUGUUUCCUCCCCUCCUUCCUCCUCCUCCUCCUCCAUCUCCACCGAGGAAAUUCCUCAACGCAAGAGGGCGAGGGCCAGGACCCAGGCCAAGGGCGCCGACAAGCCCAAGAGGCCCCGCAAAGAGGCGCCCCGCCAGACCCAGAGCAAGGACGACCCCGCCGACCCUGCUGCUCCCAAUGCCGCCGCCAAGAGGAGCUCCGUCUACAGGGGAGUCACCAGGCACAGGUGGACAGGCAGGUUCGAGGCCCAUCUCUGGGACAAGCACUGCCUCACCUCCCUCCAGAACAAGAAGAAAGGCAGGCAAGUCUAUUUGGGGGCCUAUGAUACUGAGGAGGCAGCUGCUCGUGCAUAUGACCUUGCAGCUCUCAAAUACUGGGGUCCUGAAACAGUCCUGAAUUUCCCAGCGGAGGAUUACUCGGGCGAGAUGUCUGAGAUGGAGGGGGUGUCGCGGGAGGAGUACCUGGCCUCCCUCCGCCGCCGGAGCAGCGGCUUCUCCAGAGGGGUCUCCAAGUACAGAGGCGUCGCCAGGCAUCACCACAACGGGAGGUGGGAGGCGCGGAUUGGGCGAGUCUUUGGGAACAAGUACCUCUACUUAGGAACAUUCGACACUCAAGAGGAGGCAGCCAAGGCCUAUGAUCUUGCAGCCAUUGAAUACCGAGGUGCCAAUGCUGUAACCAACUUCGACAUUAGCUGCUACCUGGACCACCCGCUGUUACUGGCACAGCUCCAACAGGAGCCGCAGGUGGUGCCAGCACUCAACCAAGAACCUCAACCUGAUCAGAGCGAAACUACAGUCCAAGAGUCUGACUCAAGCGAAGUGAAGACACCUGAUGAUAAUGCAGAGCCUGAUGAUAAUGCUGAGCCUGAUGCUAAUGCACAGGCUGAUGGCAGUGCAGAGCCCCUCGCACUCAAUGACAGCAUCGAUGAGAGCUUAUGGAGCCCUUGCAUGGAUUACGAGCUGGAAAUCAUGUCAAUAUCUAACUUUGGCAGUGCAGAGCCCCUUGCAGUCGAUGACAGCAUCAAUGAGAGCUUAUGGAGCCCUUGCAUGGAUUACGAGCUGGAUAUCAUGUCAAUAUCUAACUUUGGCAGCUCAAUCAACCUGAGCGAGUGGUUCUUUGAUGCAGACUUUGGUAGCGACAUUGGGUGUCUGUUCGAUGGGUGUUCUGCAGUUGAUGAAGGCAGCAAAGAUGGUGUAGGUCUGGCAGAUUUCAGCUUGUUUGAAGAAGGUGAUGGUAAGCAAAAGGAUGUUAUUUCAGAUAUGGAAGAGGGAAUACAUCCUUCAACAAUGAUCAGUGUGUGCAAUUGAUCCUGAAGCCUAUGCAUGCUGUCUGGGAUCCGAGAUAUCCAAGGAGGUUUUCACUUUUCAGGUGUCCUUUCUUGGGUAUACUUGAUUGUCCAAUGCCAUAAUGCCACUACUGCAAAGAAGCUGAACUUCUUGUAGAAAGCCCCAUGGCAUUUAGGUUGGCAUUAGACAAAUGUGUUGGUGUUCUUUGAUUCUUUGAAUUUGCUCCAAGCUGCUUGACUAACCUUGAGAGAUCGUCUCACAUAGCCUAGAUUCAACUAAUCACAUCCUGGUGAAUCUGAAAUGUGGUUUAAAUGGUUGUGUAGCAUCGCAGUUUUGCACGGCAGUGCUGCCAAUGCAGCAUAUAUUUGUGCGUUUCAACAGUUACAAGGCCGGAACCCUAAUAGCUCCAGCUUAAGGAACAGUGUCAUUUUUUUAUUCAAAA
This is a messenger RNA of Panicum virgatum (switchgrass), 1920 nucleotides long. RefSeq names its product AP2-like ethylene-responsive transcription factor At1g79700. Bases 165 to 1499 code for a protein of 444 amino acids. The record is from RefSeq and is a predicted model, not a curated record. The transcript has 7 exons. Gene Ontology annotation, molecular function: DNA-binding transcription factor activity; DNA binding. Lineage: Eukaryota; Viridiplantae; Streptophyta; Magnoliopsida; Poales; Poaceae. Gene Ontology annotation, biological process: regulation of DNA-templated transcription.